Messenger RNA from Ixodes scapularis (black-legged tick), 1011 nucleotides. RefSeq names its product gamma-interferon-inducible lysosomal thiol reductase-like. The transcript has a single exon. The record is from RefSeq and is a predicted model, not a curated record. The coding region runs from base 7 to 1011 and encodes 334 amino acids. Lineage: Eukaryota; Metazoa; Arthropoda; Arachnida; Ixodida; Ixodidae. Gene Ontology annotation, molecular function: oxidoreductase activity, acting on a sulfur group of donors, disulfide as acceptor.
UGCGAUAUGAAAAGCCCUUGCUGUGGGUGGGCAGUCGGUGUGGCAUUCGUGUGCCUUUUUGUAGGCCAGAGUCUAGCGGAUAUCUUCGACAGUAUUGAUAGUAUGGAGAACGAGAUCAGCGACGAAGACGACAAUCGAUAUCGCAAGGCUUAUCCGAAACCUGGUCAAGCAAGAUUCCCUUUCAAAUUUAAUAAAAAAGAAAAGAAGGAUUCGCAUCGACGCAAGGACACACUGUCACCUCCAUCAAGGCCACCAAUGACCACACCAGAACCGGAAACUACAACAACCACGGAAGCACCAACGGCUGUGGCAGUAGUACCUUCGACCUCGACUUCACCGCCGAGCUCUGGCUUUGACUUUGGACUCCCAAACUCCGAUAUGGUUAAGGGCGGCAGUUCCCAAUCGCUGAGCGUGAGCGUAAAAAAAGUCGCAGUUACGGUCAUCUACGACUGUUUCUGUUCGCACAGCCAAGAAUUCAUCAAAAGUCAGCUGUUACCCACAUACAAGAAGCUUCGGGACCAUCUGGACGUCACCCUUUUGCCAUUCGGCAAGGCCAUGCUGGACCAGAACGGACCGACCUCAAACGGAGUCAUCUGCGAGCGCGGAAGCGCCGAAUGCGAAGGCAACAAGAUCCAGAUGUGUGUGGCGCAGGUGGCCAAGGAGACCCUCCAAACCAUCGAAGUUGUGGCCUGCAUGUCUAGCUACAAGGUCCCCAAUAAGGCUGCCAAGAAGUGUGUGAAGGCAAGUGGCGUUAGCUGGACCAUGGUCCAUGGGUGCGUUACGAAGAACGGCAACGCCUAUAUACUAAAGGUCGCUCAAGAGACGUGGAAGGUGCAGAAGAACAUCACCAGGGUCCCGCUUAUCGCAGUCGAUGGAGAAGUGAGCAGCUACAUUCAAGAAGAGUCGGAGUCAAGUUUCUUGAGUUUGACGUGUCAGAAGAUCGGCGGCGUCGGCACUGAUCAGGAGCCGGAGCCCUGUGCAGAGGAACGCCGAAGACGUCGUCGUCGUUAG